CGUCACCGUCCGCCGCAGCUGCAGUCAAUCUGGUCGCAGCCUCCGUUCAACAUGGGUGAGGAAAAAACUCCCGUGACUCUGAAGACGAUCCUCAUAGGAAACUCCGGGGUGGGAAAAUCGUCCGUCAUGAACAGAUAUGUGGAUAACCGCUUCACCAACAUGUACAGAGCCACUAUAGGGACGGACUUUUUCUCCAAAGCAGUCAGGAUCAAUGGGAACACGGUGACCCUGCAGAUCUGGGACACAGCGGGCACAGAGAGGUUCCAGUCUCUGGGCACGCCUCUGUACAGAGGGAGCCAGUGCUGCAUGCUGGUGUUUGACGUCACGUCCUCGACCAGCUUCAGCGCCUUGGAGAUGUGGAGGAAGGAGUUCCUGUUCCAGGGAGAGCCUCAGGAUCCGGAAGACUUUCCCUUCGUUGUCCUGGGCAACAAGACGGACCUGAGCAACCGGGAGGUGUCUCGCAGAAAGGCAAUGCGGUGGUGUGAAGAAAUCGGGGCGGAGUACUUUGAAGGAAGCGCCAAAGAGGACCUGGACAUGGAGAAGCCAUUUUUAAGAGCCGCAGAGCUCGGCCUCCAGCAGUACAAAAAACACACAUUGGAAAAUACAGGACAUUUCCAGAUAACCUGCGAACAGCCGAGAGAAACUCGCAACACCUGCGAGUGCUGAUAAGAGAGCACUCGUCCCGGCGCGGGAAGGAAAGUUCGGAGACCUCGGCACUGCUGAUGAUGACCUAUCUAACAAGGGUGCAAAAAUAAGUGACCCGGCAAAGGUACUGUGGAAGGAAAGGACACAAUUGUAUACCACAUGGAGAGAGGAACAAACUCAUUAAAUGUUUUUUUUUUUUGUUUCCAUUUUUUUUUUCUUUUUUUUUUGAGAACCUUCAGCUUUAUGGUCUAACUUAAGGCAUCACUACUAAAAUACACUGCUUUUUUUUUUUGCAUGCAUGUCUAGUUUCGUUUAACAGACACACCGACACGCACAAAAAUUAUGAAUGCAUAUGAAGAGAAAGUUUCUAGAAAGAAAUCAGGAGAAAAUCCCAACCUGAAGCCACGGCGGCAAGCGGAGAGGCCCUGACUUUGACGUUCGGAGCCUUUUUGUUUAUUUUUAUUCUUUUAAAUUACCGUCACAAACUGGAUCUGCCCUUUUACACAGAAGAUCUCCACUCAUGCCCCCCAGCCAGACCAAUCCCCCCUGUACACGUUUGGAUUGAUGGACCUAGUAGGAUUUCACUCCCUACAGUGAAUCAGCGGCAAAAAAAAAAAAAAA
Molecule: messenger RNA, 1266 nt
Organism: Xiphophorus hellerii (green swordtail)
Lineage: Eukaryota; Metazoa; Chordata; Actinopteri; Cyprinodontiformes; Poeciliidae
Product: ras-related protein rab7
Exons: 5
Coding region: 52-666 (204 amino acids)
Biological process (GO): phagosome-lysosome fusion; endosome to lysosome transport
Cellular component (GO): phagocytic vesicle; late endosome; lysosome
Molecular function (GO): GTPase activity; GTP binding
Source: RefSeq, a predicted model, not a curated record